Molecule: messenger RNA, 1362 nt
Organism: Ambispora leptoticha
Lineage: Eukaryota; Fungi; Glomeromycota; Glomeromycetes; Archaeosporales; Ambisporaceae
Source: the annotation of a GenBank genome assembly
AUGGAGACGAAGAGAAAGCGGCGUGGACGGACCUUUCGUAUUAGAUGCCACCGAGGGAAAAACUCCUCGAAUUUAUCGAGAGGUGAAAUAAUUACUGACGCGCAUUGGAAAGAUUUUGUUGUUUGGCUGAAAAGCAAUGGUUUUCCUAAAACAAAGUUAACUCUUGGAAAUUUUCAAGGGAUUGGAAGAGGUUUACUGGUCACCAAAAAGAUCAAGGCAGGCGAAGUGAUCAUAUCGGUACCCAAGAAAUUCUUGUUAACAAGAGAAAUGGUCAUCCCCGAAUUAGAUAACAUUUUUUCGAAACAUGGAUGUUCUUUGAAACAUAAUGACAAUAUUUCUGCAUAUCAAGCAAUCGCUUUAUAUUUGGCUUUACAGAAACAUCAACAAAAGAGAAAAAAUAGUUGCGACAGUUUUUUUUUGCCAUAUUUGAAAUUAUUACCUGAAGAUUUUUGUUCUCUUCCAUUUUUCUUUGAUGAUAAUCUGUUUGAAUUAUUGCCCAAGAUUGUGAAAGACGAUGUCAAAAGACAAAGACAAAAAUUUGAACAUGAUUAUGAUAAUGUCAAAUGUUAUCUUAAGUUAGUAAAUAUUUCACGUCCAGAAUUUAUAUGGGGCUGGUUUUGUGUAAAUACACGCUGUAUCUACCUAAAGACAAAUAAACCCUCUCGUUCACUUGAUAACAUAGCGGUUGCGCCAAUGUUAGAUUUCUUGAACCAUAAUUAUAAGGCAAAGAUCAAGGGUGAAUAUAAUAAUUCCUCUAAUUGCUAUGAAAUCACUACAUUUACACCAUACCAAAAAGGAGAGCAAGCAUUUAUAAAUUAUGGUCCACAUGACAAUUUUUUCACAUUAAUUGAAUACGGAUUCGUACUUUCAAAUAAUCCGUAUAAUUACGUUUCUGUGGAUAAUGAAUUUUCAAUGUUGUCAAUACCGAACGAGACCAUUGCAUCAAAAGCGGAGAAAAUCAAUCUUUUAUCGAGUCAAGGAUUUCUUGAAGAUUAUACAUUACGAUUUUCAGAAAUUUCAUUCCGAUUAUUAGCCGCAUUGCGGUUUCGAGUAAUUCAAAACCAUCAACUUUCUUUUGCUUGGGAUGAUACAUCAUUUCCUUCUAAAGAAAGGCAGCAACAACAUCGACGGUAUAAGCAGACAAUAAUGAAGGAAUGGAAAAGUCUUGUUAAUGGACAAAUGGAACAUGUUGAUCCAGAGAACGAACAAUUAGUAAAAGUGUGUUUAACGUGGAUCUGCGAUCAUGUAAUCAAAGAUGCUAAGGAUGCUUUGAUGAUUUUGGAAAAAUGCGAUCUCAACGAUUCGUCUAUUUGGCAUAUAAAACAAAUCUGGCAAGAGACUAUUGGAAUUGUGAAAUCGGUG